Molecule: messenger RNA, 1446 nt
Organism: Penicillium brevicompactum
Lineage: Eukaryota; Fungi; Ascomycota; Eurotiomycetes; Eurotiales; Aspergillaceae
Product: acyltransferase family protein
Exons: 3
Coding region: 1-1446 (481 amino acids)
Biological process (GO): polysaccharide biosynthetic process
Cellular component (GO): membrane
Molecular function (GO): acyltransferase activity, transferring groups other than amino-acyl groups
Source: RefSeq, a predicted model, not a curated record
AUGGAAUACAUCCAGCCACAGCACCUUUACUCUCGCCUCCUGGACAACGUACCUUGGAAGUCCGCGGAUCCAGCGGUGAAAGGUGAUCCGCGCAAAAGCGUAAAGUGGAUUGAUGGUCUCCGAGGAAUUGCAUCGUUCCUUGUCGUCCUCACUCACCUUGCUCGAGCAUGGGACUAUGAUCUCUUCGCGCCUCGUGAUGAUGUGGAUGUAGCUCCUCGAAUUUUACAGUGGCCCGUUUUCCGUAUACCCUGGCAGGGCCGUUUGGGCGUCACAAUAUUUGCAUUCUUGACUGGCUACGUUUGCGCCCUUAAGCCGCUCAAGCAAUCCCGCAAUGGAGAUAUUUUGGGAUCUUUCACAUCAGUGGCCAAAAGUGCCUUCCGUCGCCCACCUCGUCUUAUCUUUCCCGCGACUAUUGCCUUGAUUAUCUCAUGGAUCAUGGCACAAUUCGGCGCGUUUGUUGUGGCUAAUCGUUCGGACUGCUGGUGGUGCCGGUACGCCGCUGUCGAUCUCGCACCCACAUUCUGGGAUGAGUUUGUUCGCCUAUUCAAGACCUUCCUUGAAGUCUGGACCACGGGAUACAUGGCGUAUGAUGACCACCAGUGGGCUCUGCUUCCUUUGCUCCAGGCUUCGAUGUUGAUCUAUGUCCUCAUAUGUGCGACUAUGUUCGUCAAAUUCCGCUUCCGAUUGGUUGUCUACCUGGGCAUGUAUCUUUACUUCCACCAGAAUCCUGCCAAGAAUACAGAAACCUUCCAGAUGCAAGCAGUGUAUGGCAUGUUCCUCAGCGAUCUUGCAUACGAGAAGGGCUUCAAAGAGUUCGUUGAGCGCCACAGCUGGGGUCGCAAAGUUGUAGCACUGAUGCUGCUUUCCGUCGGUCUCUUCAUCUGCUCAUACCCCGGAGAACACCCCGAGUGGGCGACCUGGUCAAACUACAUGUACCAAGCCGCACAAUACAUCUUUCCACCAGAGGUCAAUAUCGGAAAGCGCUACUCUGCUCUCGGAGUCGACCUUAUCAUUUUCGCCAUCUAUAUCUCCCCAUCUACCAAAGAGUUCCUAUCCAGCAGCCUUCUGUUGUGGCUUGGAAAGCAGAGUUUCGCCGUUUACCUCGUGCAUGGCACUCUUCUCCGCACAGUCCUUUGCUGGAUGCUUUACGGUAUUACCGGCCAGCCCUGGGAUGGUGACAUCGUGGACGACAACGGAAACCCCAUCUAUGGUGAUGACGGCGAGCCACUCCACCCUCACUGGAUUCCUCUCCGUGCUCCCUGGGUCGUCGCGAUCAGCAUCCCGGCAUGGAUUGCACUUGUGUACUUCAUUGCCUCCAUGUGGACCAAAUAUGUUGACCCAUUCUGCGCGCGCAUGGCGCAGAAGUUGGAGAAAUUUGUGUUCGAAGAAGAUGAGCAGGCUGCACCCCAGCUGCCAAUGACAAGUAUCCCGAUGACGACUGCUUAA